AAAGGGAAAACAGUAUGAAUAUACUUGUAAAACAAUUCAUCUUGUUUGGCCUGUUCGUUACAGCCUCCUGCUACAACUGUACGAAUGAUGGUCAAUGUAGCGGGAAGGUCAGCUGUCCAAGUGGUCAGAUGGUAGCUUGCUCACGAAGACAAUGUACCUGCAAAGUGGGGACAUGGUGUUUGUUUGAUCGUAACUGCAGAGAUGACUGCUACCCAAAUCAAAUAUAUGAUUGUCGGUUUUUACGAUGUUAUUGUCACUAAAUAAUAAACACUGAAAAAUAAAGAA
Saccostrea echinata is the source of this 285-nucleotide messenger RNA. RefSeq lists its product as uncharacterized. The transcript has 3 exons. The coding region runs from base 15 to 260 and encodes 81 amino acids. Lineage: Eukaryota; Metazoa; Mollusca; Bivalvia; Ostreida; Ostreidae. The record is from RefSeq and is a predicted model, not a curated record.